AUGGUGGAGCUUGAGCUCAAGGAAGCUGCCUCGGACCGAGGGCAGACCUCUGAUCAGAGCCGCUGUCCUGGACCAUAUAAGUUUGAUGUGUGCACAUUUGCGUCCUUGGUGUUGUGGAGUCAAAAGGAGCACUUGUCUUGUCCAGGAAGAUGUCUCAGUAGUAGCUCUGGAGCUGGGUGUCUGUCACUCAGAGGGGCUGGGGUCCUGAGUGAAACUCUCCACUGGCGGCAGCGUCAUCGCCUCACUCAGGUCUUGUUUGUGGGGUUAGUGAGAAGUGAGGAUGGUCACCGCACAGUCCUGCUCUCGAGAAGCUCGCCUGUCAGCCGAAGGGGACUCUGGGAGAAGCAGUACAGAGUGUUUGCAGAGGUCAACUUUGUAGUGUGCCAACUCUUUGCCUUGUUAGCAGCCGUUUGGUUUCGAACUUAUCUCCAUUCAAGCAAAACUAGCUCUUUUAUCAGACACGUAGUUGCAACCCUUUUGGGCCUUUAUCUUGCAUUUUUUUGCUUUGGAUGGUAUGCCUUACACUUUCUCGUCCAGAGUGGGAUUUCCUACUGCAUCAUGAUCAUAGCAGGAGUGGAGAGCAUGCAUCAAUGUUGUUUUGUGUUUGCUUUGGGAUACCUCACAGUGUGUCAGAUUACUAGAGUCUAUAUCUUUGAUUAUGGACAAUAUUCUGCUGAUUUUUCAGGCCCGAUGAUGAUCAUUACGCAGAAGAUUACUAGUCUGGCUUUCGAGAUUCAUGACGGGAUGUUUCGGAAGGAUGAAGAACUGACCCCAUCGCAGAGGGACUUAGCCGUGAGGCGCAUGCCGAGUCCCCUGGAGUAUGUAAGUUAUACCUGCAACUUCAUGGGUAUCCUGGCAGGCCCUCUCUGCUCUUACAAAGACUACAUUACUUUCAUUGAAGGCAGGCCAUCCCACAUGUCACAGUCCAGUGAGAACGGGAAAGAAGAGCAGCAACAUGAAAGAGCAGACCCGUCUCCAAACGCAGCAGUGACCGAGAAGCUCCUAGUCUGUGGACUCUCAUUACUAUUUCACUUGACCGUCUCCAGCAUGCUGCCCGUGGAGUACAACAUCGACGAGCGCUUCCAGGCCACCGCGUCGUGGCCAGCCAGAGCCACCUAUCUGUAUGUCUCUCUUUUGGCUGCCAGACCUAAGUACUACUUUGCAUGGACCUUAGCCGACGCCAUUAACAACGCUGCAGGCUUUGGGUUCAGAGGGUACGACAGGAACGGAGUGGCUCGUUGGGACUUAAUUUCCAAUUUGAGAAUUCAGCAAAUAGAGAUGUCAACAAGUUUUAAGAUGUUCCUCGACAACUGGAAUAUCCAGACAGCUCUUUGGCUCAAAAGGGUGUGUUAUGAACGAGCGACCUUCAGUCCAACAACCCAGACGUUCUUUCUCUCCGCCAUUUGGCACGGGGUCUACCCAGGAUACUAUCUGACGUUCCUAACGGGAACGUUAAUGACAUUAGCAGCGCGGGCUGUAAGAAAUAACUUUAGACAUUAUUUCGUCGAACCCCCUCAACUUAAGUUGUUUUAUGACAUCGUAACGUGGGCAGCAACACAAAUAACAAUCAGUUACACGGUGGUGCCGUUUGUGCUUCUCUCUAUAAAACCAUCGUUCACGUUUUACAGCUCCUGGUAUUACUGCCUGCACAUCUGCAGUAUCUUAGUGUUGCUGCUGCUGCCUGUGAAGAAGUCUCAGAGAGGAAAGAGCAUGCAGGAAGACGUUCAGCUCUCACGGGCCAAAAAGUUUGACGAAAGAGAAAAUUCUCUGGGACAGAACAGUUUUUCCACCACAAAUAAUGUUUGCAGUCAGAACCAAGACACUGUCUCUAGACACUCGUCACUAACGCAGUGACCAGGAGAGUGCGGGGUGGCUGUUUCCCGCCUGUGAACAGAAACUAGUCUUGACGCCUUUCCAGAGACUAACUGGGUGGAAAUGGGACAGUCUCAGAUGGGGGAUUUUCUGUACACCAGAUUGGAAAUGGAAUGAAAUAUCCCUUCCCAUGCCAUGUUCCUGUGGGUCACGCCUUAUACAAAAUCUUUCCAUGUUUCGAUAGGGCACUCUGACCUCAGCCUAUGCCCUCAAGGUCAUAUGUGUGCCCUGUCGCUGAAUGUACAUUGCGUAUCCCGAGGCCCUGAAGAGGUGGAAGAGUGGUCAUGUCAAUCUGGACGAUUGUAAGGUUACCUUUUCCCAAAUGAAUGUCUUGCCUUAAACCUUCUGUUCCCUAAGAUGUUGUUCCCGGUUGGUGUUUUCAAGCGAACUAGCGUGAAGAGAUGAUUUCAAUAUUUGAUGCGGUGUGCCACAAAGUGGAAUUGAGGCGGAGUUUAAACCGGGUAUUUAAGAUAGUGUAUAGUGGGUACUUGAAAAAUGCAAUAAACAUCUCAGUAUUCGAAGGGUUUUCUUAAGGUAGCUCAGAGGACCGCACACGUGGUAGGACUGUAAACGGUCGGGGCUGUUAAAUUACAGGUAGCUUAUUUUGCUGGGAGCUUAAUUACCUGGUGUCAGUUAGGGGGCCCUUUCAGGAGGACUUUCUUAAACAUAAUUAAAGGUUGGCAGUGUGAUAUUUUAGGCUUAUUUUCUUAAGGAAAAAAAUAAUAAGAAGAGGGAAGACGAGGUAAGCAGGACCGAACGAAGAAAGCACUGUGUGGUCUGGAGCCACAGGCGGAGGCUUCCCCAUCCUGUGUCCAAGAUCAGUGUGACUGUGAGAGACACAAAAGUUUAAUACGUUGAUAAUACUGUGGACUUUCUGAAGAAAUCUCUUGAGCAUAAAUUACAUAGAAUUAGAAGAGAUUUUAAGAGUAACAGUGGUAGAUUAUUUGAAGAUUUUGAAAGAAAUCUCUAGUAAUUAAGGUUAUUGUAUGGUUCAUCGGUGUCUUGUCCCUGUCAUUUUCACUGCUAUUUGGGAAAAAUUUAGGGAAAAGAAAACUUAGUUGCUGAGUGAGUCUAAGUGACAUUUUUUUUAAAAAAAAAUAAUAAAUUAGUUUUACAUUCUUUAACUUCAUGCAUUAAAAUUCUUCCGUUAAAUUCUUGUUAAAAAUGGGUGUUAGAUUCUAUCAAAACAAAUAUGUGUUUUCCUCCUAUGGUUCACUCUUGCCCUGAGUGACUGGCUGUGUCUUUGAUCCAACAGCAGGGUGCUGUGGGGUAUAGCAGCUGUGAGUAAGGGGUGGAUUGGAGGCCACAGAACUGAGCCAUAGACUAUAGGUUCCGCCUUGUGCAAAAGGCUGGGCUUUUGGGCCUCUCUGUUACUGACCAAUAUUUUUGUGAAAUUUGUUUUGGUUUUGCCUUACAUUUUCAAAUGAAAUGCAAAUUGUCAGUCUACGAUGAGUUGGGUUUUGUUUUUGUUUGUUUGUUUUUGUUUACUAAUACACUUGUGAGUAAAGUUAAGGAGGGACCAGCAAUGGUGGUGUAAAGUUUAGGAUCACAGUGGUACAGAGAGAGGCCAGUGUGGCAUUCUAGGACUUUAGAGGUAUGUGCUGCAGGCGCACUUGCUUUUCUGAAGGCAGGUCGUUUGCAUCUGAUUACAAGGGUCCUCCCCAGCCUCUCCCAGGGAAAAGGCAGGUAAAUACUUUUUUAUUUUUCCCACGUGCAUGUCGAAAUCAGCCUAGCUGUAGAAUUCUAGAGGACAGAAAAGAGUGUUUAUGGAAAGUAUCCAUCCCUGAAUGUCUGCGAUUUCACAAAUACCUUGGAGAAUCCAGUCACUAUUAGAGAAAGCUAUCAACCCCAGGGCUUCAGAGACAACCCUAGGCAUCUCCUAAGGGAAAGCUGGAGAGCCAGUGAAACUGCUGAAGGCUUGCUGGGUGGCUCUGACCACUUACAAAUAACCCCCAUUUAUUUAUUUCUUUGCCUGAACACAUUUUAUUUUGGGGCCUAUACGCUUGAAUUGCUGUUGUCUGUUUCCUCUCAAAGAAUUUAUAAUCAAAGUAUUAUCAUCCAAAAUGCAAGUCAAUGAUCAUUGUUCUAGUUCCCGAAAAAAUGCUACAUGGCACAUCUGAUUUGACUGAGUUCUUUUUUUCAUUCUUCUGCAGCUACCAGUUACAUUUAUGAGUUCAUUUUUCUUGGAUGGCUGUCUUCUAAUUUGGAGAAAUAAUCACAAUUAUACAAUCUAAAAUAAAAUAAAUACUGUUUUCAA
Molecule: messenger RNA, 4129 nt
Organism: Myodes glareolus (Bank vole)
Lineage: Eukaryota; Metazoa; Chordata; Mammalia; Rodentia; Cricetidae
Source: RefSeq, a predicted model, not a curated record